UGUACGAUGGGUUUUACGAUUGAACUGGAUUAUGUUUGCUUUCUCUCAUAUGAAUUCUUAUUGAUGCUGUCACAUUUAAAGAUUUUCAGUGCAAGGUAAGAGAUCCUGAAGACGGAAGUGCUACUUAUUUUGACUGCAAUUAUAUCUGGCAAAAUCCUAAUGUCAAUCCUGCCCCUUCUGCUGAUGUAGAAUUUGAAUCAAAAAUGUCAGAACCACACCUGCACUAUUAUCCUGAUCAUGGAUCAAGUCUACCUGAAUAUUUGCAGGAAGGUAUUCCAGAAGUUCAAGAAAGUUACAGUAUGAGCUAUCAAACAUCUACUUCUACUAAUGGACAUGGAGAUGAAGAUGCAUCUUCAAAUAAUUCACAAUCUUCUGUGCCUGUGGAUAAUGCUUCUUUAAUCAGCAGAAGUACAGCUCAGACUAAAACUCAGGAACACAAAACUAUCACAAAAGUCAUUAAAACAAGAGAAGUUGUUCACCACAUGACACCACCUCACCCGAACGCCCCAACUAGUGACUUUUUGCCAUAUCCUACAAAUGUUCCUCAUGACAGAGAGUAUACUUAUGACCCAGGCAGACCUCCAAGUCCAGCUGGCCAAACACCACACACAACUCAGGUGUACCCUCACGAUUAUGUUGCAACAUAUGGAAGGGGCACUGCAUCUCCAUCAGCUGUCCGCAAUUUCAUGUACUCACCACAGACGCAAUAUGCAGAAUAUGGCUAUCAUGAUUACCCUGAAAAAAAAAGCCAUACUCAUACACCUUCAGAGAGAGGUUCCUCUGAUUCACCAAAUUUACAUCGUGCAAUGCCACAGGCUCCUAGGGCUGUUGCUUCAGAUUAUAACCACCAUGAGGGUGGGCCGUGCAACUAUGAACAUAUUGAAGGUGCUCUUGGGGUGCCACCCAGAAUAGAGUAUCCUCGUCGAACACCUUCUCCAACACUUUCUGAGAGUGCUGAUCCACAUACAUAUGGUGUUUAUGGAUGUCCUCGUCCGGGAACUGCUGUUGAAGCAACUCCGCUCUCCCCUGGAUAUCAGUAUAAUAUACCAGAAGGGGGCUAUUUAGAUCGUAGGCCUAGCUAUGAUGCUGAAACUCUAUCUAGGACUAAAGGUUCUCUGGAAAAUACUACAUAUGGACGUACUGCACCAAGAACUGUUUUUGAAGAAGAUAGAGAACACUCUCUCCCCCCAUCUUCUGCAGAUGGUAGUCAUGUCUACCCUGAUGGGAGUGUUGUUGCAUCUCGGGUCCAUUCACAUUUGGACUAUGCAAAACCACCAGAUAGUGAAUCAGGUAAAAAGUUUCAGUCCUUCCGUGACCCUUCGCUUCUUGAAGUCAUUGAAUUCCUUGGGCAUCCAAACAAUUGUGUUAAAGCAAAUGCCGCAGCAUACCUCUGGCAUUUGGCCUACAUGGAUGACAAUACCAAAUUGAAGGCUCGCUCACUUGGUGCUAUACCAAAUCUGGUUCAACUGCUAAACCAUGACAUUGCCGAGAUUCAACGAAACAGUUGUGGGGCUUUAAGAAACUUGUCUUAUGGCAAACAAAAUGAUGAAAACAAGCGUGCAAUUCGUGCUGCUGGUGGCAUUCCUGCUCUUGUGCGCCUAAUAAGAAAAACAGCUGAUAAUGAAAUUCGUGAACUUGUAACAAGUAUAUUGUGGAAUUUGUCGAGUUGUGAAGACUUGAAACAUAACAUCAUUGAUGAUGCUUUAAAUGUGCUGGUGAAUCACGUUAUCAUUCCUCAUUCUGGGUAUGACGGCAGAAGAAAUCCAUUAGAUCCAUUAGUUGAUGAAAUCAAACCAGAAAGAGUCAUGGACAUGUAUUGUACAACAGUCUUUCGAAAUAGCAGUGGAGUUUUAAGAAACGUUUCAAGUGCAGGCUUCUAUGCGCGGAAGAAACUAAGAGAAUGUGAGGGACUAAUUGAAUCAUUGGUUUUUCUGCUUCGGGCUGUCGUAUCAAAAAGUGACAUGGACAAUAAAAGCCUUGAAAAUGUAGUGUGCACACUCAGAAAUCUAUCGUAUCGGAUACAAGAAGUGGAAGAUCCAACAUAUGAUGAAGACAAAGCACAAAAGACUGCUGCUAGAGCUAGUGCUCCAAUUAGAGCCGUCAGUGAGUUGGGAUGCUUUUCAGUGAACAAAAAGAAAAAAGACCUAUUGACAGCUGAAAGAGAAGUACCACUGACAAAAAAUCCAAUUAGAGACUCCGACCCUGUUCGUGGGGCUGCCCUAUUGCAUCAGUUUGAGGUUGCUAACUGUUACCUAUCGUUGCUCGUUGAAUCCUCGAAUCCAGACAUCUUAGAAGCAUCAGCUGGAGCACUUAUGAACCUGGCAGCGGGCUAUCCUUCAUUUUCGCCAAGCAUCGAGAUUCGAAGCUACAUUCGUAAACAAAAGGCUUUACCCAUUCUCGUGGAGCUCCUCAGGAUGUCUAAUGAUCGCGUGGUCUGUGCCAGUGCCAGGGCAUUGCGGAACAUGACAAUUGAUGCAAGAAACCGGGAUUUAAUAGGAAGUUAUGCGUUGAAAGAUUUGGUCUUAAAAUUGCCUAAUGGCAGCCGAGACCAUGAUAUGGAGAUAUCAGAUGAUACCUGCUCAGCAGUACUGGCAACGCUCAAUGAAGUAGUGGGAAAGCAAAGUGAUUUUGCAAGAUCUCUGCUUCAAAUUGGGGGCAUAGACCGUCUCGUCAAGAUCACUCAACAGAAAGAUGCUUUCUCACCAAGAGUCCACAAGUUUGCCUCACAACUCCUUUACAAUAUGUGGCAGCAUUUAGAACUCAGAGAAGCGUUCAGAAAGGCUGGAUGGAAGGAAAGCCAUUUUAUAACACACCACAAAGGAACCCGCAAUUCCUUAUCAUCACCAACUGGAGCAAGUUCAACUCUUAAUAGAACUGUAAGCUCUAAAGGAGGAACAAAGUACGAAGAUCACAGAACUUUGCCUCAAGGAACGGACCUGAACUCUUCUGCAGGUCCAAUACCUUACAGUAGGUCUGAAGGGGAGCUUCCAUUAAGUGAACUUGGCCAUAGUUCUGAACCUCCACCUCCAUCUCAAGUCCAUAGACCUCACAUUGGAGUUUUUCCUUCAGGAAUGCAACAAACCAGAUCCCCAACAGAACCUGUUUAUGCUCAGGUAAACAGAGAAAAAAAGAAAGGGCGUGCACGGCAUUCAGACAUCCCAGUACAGCUUCUUUCCAGUGAACAACCCGAAGAUGUGCCAGCUGGCGACUCAUGGGUGUGACAAGUCACCUUCCUCUGUGGCCUUGCCCGCUUCACUCUCCUACGCAGCUGUGUGAAGAUUCUUAAGAUGAGCAGCAGAUAGAAUUAUGCAGAUUAUUUUAAGCCUUGUGAAAACAGCUCAAAAAUCUUCGAGCAUUGUUAAACUUUGAAAAAGAAAACUUGAAACUAAGUUCAUGCAUUAUGAAAUUCUUUUCUGGUUAGUGUGUUCAGUAACAAGUGAUAACUGAAAUUAGCCGUCAAGUUAUUCUUACAACAUAAUUUGUGGUGUAUGAUAUAAACUGGAGUUGCGAGCAAACUUCCUCUAUAAAUAUUUUCUCGUAAAUGCCUCCUUUCUUGUGAGAAAACUACUCAAUGGACAAUAUGUACUGUUACUACCAUGAAUUUGUUGCCCAUAUUGACAGCUCUUUGUGCCAACUGAAGAAAAUAUUGGCGCUACAGGUAGCUUACAGCGCUGGAAGUUUGAUAUCAACACAUUGCUAAGCGACUUCUUGCUUUUUAUACAGAAAUAUUUAAAAACUUUAAAUUAUUAAAAACUUGAUGUGAAAUCCGGCCUCAAUAUUUUCUGAAAUUUAAAAAGAGUUUUAGGUAUUUGCAGUCCAGUUUUUGGCUCUUCAUGAAAUAAAGAUUCUAAUUCAGUAAAUCAGUGAACAUUGAGGUUUGGAAAUAUUCACAACAAGAAAAGCAUUAAGACUUAUGUUUUUCUUUUACUGAAAUGUUUAUAUUUAUUUGCAGGUUUUUUUUUUUUUUUUCCACUUUUAUACUUUUUCUGAAAGAUACCUAGUUUAUUUUAGCGAACUUCUAAAAUUUAAGUUGUAUAAAUCCUUCAUUAAUUUAAUAUGUAAAGUUUAAAAACGCCAUGUCUUUGUGAUGCAGUGAAACCUCUCUUUGUGACUACAUCUACAAAUAAAGAUCUCUUGCAAAGAUUCUCUUUUUUUUUAUAUAGGCAUGGAGUUUUUACUUUAUAGGUGCAGCAGAGUAAAAGACUUAUACAAUCACUUAUUAUGAACACUUAGAAUAGCAAAGACCAUCAGACUGGCUGAAAAUUGCCUGUCUAAGUUAAGUUUUAGCUUACAAAAUUAAAUAAGGAUAGUGCUAAAUAUUUUUCAUAUAUGUCAAAUUUCAAAGGGGUUGGGUGAUGUUAGGAAAUGAUUUUGAGAAAGUAAAUCGUACUUUUUUCCUUGGUAUCGAUGCAAUACAAAAUUCCUGUUGGAUCACAGAAUUCCAAAAUUUCUCUUUAAUAUGUUGUAACGAUUCAAAAGAAAAAAAAAUGGUUAUGAUAAAGAAAAAUAAAUGAUAGCAAUAUUAAAUUGUCUUUUAUGCUGUUGUUUGCAAUAAAAAUGUAAAUAAAG
Molecule: messenger RNA, 4569 nt
Organism: Uloborus diversus
Lineage: Eukaryota; Metazoa; Arthropoda; Arachnida; Araneae; Uloboridae
Gene: p120ctn
Product: catenin delta-2-like
Exons: 17
Coding region: 204-3221 (1005 amino acids)
Biological process (GO): cell-cell adhesion; cell-cell junction assembly
Cellular component (GO): nucleus; cytoplasm; plasma membrane
Molecular function (GO): cadherin binding
Source: RefSeq, a predicted model, not a curated record